Molecule: messenger RNA, 661 nt
Organism: Sinocyclocheilus rhinocerous
Lineage: Eukaryota; Metazoa; Chordata; Actinopteri; Cypriniformes; Cyprinidae
Gene: rhoga
Product: ras homolog family member Ga
Exons: 2
Coding region: 86-661 (191 amino acids)
Biological process (GO): small GTPase-mediated signal transduction
Molecular function (GO): GTP binding; GTPase activity
Source: RefSeq, a predicted model, not a curated record
GGAGUUUUAUUCAUACCACUAUUGACAAUUUCCUGGACGCUCUUUUGUAUAAUGCACGUUAUUGGAAGCUAAAGGGAGAACAACAAUGCAGAACAUCAAGUGUGUCGUGGUUGGAGAUGGUGCCGUUGGGAAGACCUGCCUCCUGAUUUCCUUCACCACCAACGCUUUUCCUAAAGAAUACAUCCCCACUGUUUUUGACAACUACAGCGCACAGCUGGCUGUAGACUCUAAAGUCGUCAGUCUGAACCUGUGGGACACCGCGGGACAGGAGGAGUACGACCGUCUACGGACCCUCUCCUACCCACAGACCAACGUCUUCAUCAUCUGCUUCUGCAUCGCCAGCCCCUCGUCCUAUGAGAACGUCAAGCUAAAGUGGUACCCCGAGGUGUCAGAACACUGUCCUAAUGUUCCCAUCCUGCUGGUGGGGACUAAAAAGGAUCUGAGAGAUGAUCCAGAGGUGCUGAAGAAGCUCAAGGAGAAGAACCUGUCGGUGGUGUCUCAGCAGCAGGGGGUGGCACUGGCCCGACAAAUCCAGGCCAGCAAGUACAUGGAGUGUUCAGCGCUCAGCCAGGACGGGGUGAAGGAAGUGUUUACGGAAGCUGUUCACGCUUUCCUCAACCCCAAAUCACAAGCCCCCAAGAAAUCAUGUGUGCUACUAUAA